Messenger RNA from Melopsittacus undulatus (budgerigar), 4859 nucleotides. Its product is annotated as claudin-4. Gene Ontology annotation, biological process: bicellular tight junction assembly; cell adhesion. The transcript has a single exon. Gene Ontology annotation, molecular function: structural molecule activity. The coding region runs from base 3440 to 4069 and encodes 209 amino acids. The record is from RefSeq and is a predicted model, not a curated record. Gene Ontology annotation, cellular component: bicellular tight junction; plasma membrane. Lineage: Eukaryota; Metazoa; Chordata; Aves; Psittaciformes; Psittaculidae.
GUCUGCUGGCAGGGAGGGGAUGGAGCUGAGGGUGGUGGGGGCUGUGGUCCAGCUGCUCACCCAUGAUGUGGUGUGCUGGGGGCCUCCCCACCCCGAUGGCUUCGGAUCAUUGCCGCAGCAUCCCCCUUCCUCUGAGCAUCACCUGCAGGGGAACCCCCAUGGCACCGCUCGCAUCCCGUGUCCUGAGCCACGGCCGUUGUCUCCCUCAUCCCUUUGACAACCACCAUGGCAGCACUCGGGUGUAUUUUUGCCAUUCAGAGCCACUCGUUGCUCAGCAAAUUGGGCUGGGCUCUGGUUUUCAAAGUGACUUCAGGUUGAAGGUCCCAUCUCCUGCAGCAGUGUGCUCCCAGGGACCCCACAGCUCCUCUCCUGCCCCGCCGAUCAGACUUUGCUUUCCCAUAGUGGGAAACAACCUGACUCCACAGAUUUGAGCUGGUCAGGGGGGUUAUGUUGGGCAAGGACUCUGCUUUGGGAACGUUUGUUCUCUGGGCUGCAGGUAACUAAUUCCCAGCUGCUGGCAAAGGGGGAGGGCUGAUGUGAAGCUGGAGAUCCUGGUGGAUCGCUGCUGCUGGUGACUGUCACCCACCUUUCUGGGACCUCAAGGUAGCCGGGGCAGAGAGUCCAUGUGUGGGUGCUGGGGAGUGAGUGGCUCUCGGUAAAGCAUGGGUCUGAGCCAGAGCUGUGUAUGGGUGAGGUGGGGAUGUCCCCAAGCCUAUUGGCAGGGGAUAGCCCCAGAGCCCUCUCGCUGUGGGGCAUCCUCUGCCCUGAGAAGGUCAGGGUGGUGCAGCUUCUGCUGUGUGCCCAGUGACCAGGUUUAAUGCCUCCUCCCUGCCCGGGGAUGGCCUCUCUGCCCAGCCAUGGGGCUGCAGCACAUCCCCAUCCCAAUGAAGUAGGGACCAUCAGUGGAAGGCAUUUCUUGAGCCACAAAGGGCUGGUGGCUGAUGUGCCAUGACGGGAGCUCUGUUGUCACUAAGCCCAUUAGUGCGCAGUGGAGCAUGGAUGGGGGCUCAGAACCCCGUCAUCCUACACAUCCUUCUGAAUGUGGGGCAGGGUGGGCAUCCAGAUGGCUGCUGGGGCAAGCGUUGUGUAGCAAAGGCUUGGUAUGGGAUGAGCACUUAGUUCUGGGGUGUAGGAGAUCCCUUCUGAGCAGGAGGCUGUAGUCCAUCAGGACACGUGCCUGUGCCGUGUCUCCUUGCAAGUGCCUCUGGACAAAGCUGGGGUGAAUAUCCUGCACAAUGCAUCAGGCAUGGGCAGCCAGGAUGGGGCUGUGGGGCUGGUGCCCGUGCGUUGAUGGCCCCAAUGGCUCUGUGGUGCCCAGUCCCACCAGUGCUGCAUCCUCUGGUUUGGUGGGUGCUGGGGACAAGGUGCUGAUGCUGGGCAUGGGAUGCUGCCCCAAGGGUUGGCUGUUGCCUCUGUUCCCCUCCAGGCCUGCAGCCAUCUGUCCUGCUGGUGACAUGGGGCUGGCUGGUGAGUGCCUCACCAGGGGACGUGGGGAAAGGAAUGGGAACUGUUUCUGGGUGGCAGACACCAGUUUGCAUAUAUGUCACGUUCUGGCUUUAAUUACAGUACUGGGAUGUUGAAGGGCCCUGCUGGCGCCUGCCCUGGCUCUGAGGGGGAGCAGGAGCAGCUCAGACCUUUGAUGCCCUGCACGCGGGGAAGUCCCUGUCCCCACCUUGCUAUUUGUCCCCAGCCCAGAGGCAUGUCCCCAUGUGCCUGCGGGGACAGGGCCCAUGCACACCCAUCCACCACGAGGGCGCGUGCCUCUUCAGCCCCAAAUAAUGGUUAUGGCAGUGCUGGGAGGUGAAAGCCGUGCUCAGCCUCGGGCCCUGACAGGAGUGCUCCGAAACCUGCAGAUUAAAGGGAGCCCUUGACCACGAGGCUCUGGCCCUGGGGUGGGAAUGCUGGAAUGCAAGCAAUGCGGGUGCUCCAGAAGGACGGAUGGAUGGAGCAUCCCAGUGUGGCCUGGUGCCUGGGUGGCUGCUCCAGCACAGGUCACACAGGACCCUGCCUCAUCCCCACGAGUCAGGGUGGGCAGUGAGACCCGAGCAUCCCCGAGUGCCUGCUCCCACUGUGCUGGGCACUGGCAACCUCACAUCACUGCAGGGCAUGGACCACUUGGCUCAUCCCGCUGGGGCACAUUGCCCAGGGAGAUCCCGGUGCAGGCAGCAGCUGCUGCAAAUAGCACAGCAAGUGGGUGCUAUCAGUAACGGCAGUGCUCAGGAAAACCGAGAUAAUCUCAGGCCCUCUUAUCUAUUCCAGAGAACCGGGGUUAAGCUGAGCUGGUGGAACAGUGCAAUGUCCGCUUUGCAGUAUGUCUAGCCUCAUUCUGUGUUUUUGCAGAUGCUGGAGGGGCUUCAGAGAGAGCAGGGCAGGGAUGUGCAGUGGGAUGGUUUAAAGGAGGAGAGGUUGGGCAGUGCCAAAACAUUGGUAUCAGUAUUGGCAUCAGAAUUGGCAUCAGCAAAGCCUGGCCGGUGGGUAUGGCUGGUUGUACCCAAAUGAACCAACACAAUGGGGUGCCCCAUCCCUGUCAAUGUUCAAGGCUGGGUUGGAUGGUGCUUAAAGCAAGCUGCUGAGUGCAAGGUGUCCCUGUGGAUGAGAUUUAAGGUCCCUUCCAACCCAGACCAUUCCACCUUAAAGCCACCUCUGUCCCUCUGCAGCCCUGACCCCUCGGGCUGGCUGUCAGCGCAGGCAGCGCAGGCAGUGCAGGCAGUGCAGGCAGAGGGGUGCUGCAGCCGUGGGUGUGUGAACGCUGGCUCGGCAGGGAUGUGUUUUGGGGUCUGGACCCCCAUGGCCCCGGGCAGCUCAGUCUCUCCUCUGCGGGAAGCCGGCAGCUGCUCCAACCGGUUUGUGGGUCUGGGCGGUGACACCUCCUGCCCGAGGCCUGGCGGAGGGCUGGGAGCACUGGUGCAGACGCCAAGCAACAAACAAGAGCUGCUUGUGUCCUGCCUGGGCACGGAGCCCGGCAGUGGGGCUGGGACAGCAGGGCCAUGGGGGGCCGGAUUGCUGCUGGAGCUGAGGGGAAACUGAGGCACGAAAGAAUGAAGAGACCCUAUCCAAGUGAUGGGGCAGGAGGGGUUGGCAGUGAUGGCAGAGACAUUUCUCCUUCAGCAUCCCAGGCUGAGCCCCGGUGGCUGCCGUUGGCAUCUCCUGCCCACCUGUGAGCAGCAGUGGAACACGUUCCCCUGCCUGGGUGGCCUGAUCCCCGUCGCUGGCAUCCUUCUCCAUGGGAGCAGCCGGGAUAUUAAGUGUCAUUGCUGCAGGGAGAAAUGAAUGCAAGUGGAAGAAUCCUGGGAAACUGGUUUUACCCCUCGGUCCGGUGCUGGCGGCAGGACGGCGGCAGUGGUGGUGCUCCUCCCUCGGCAAAGGCAUAUAAUGCCUGCCGUGGUCCCACGGCCGGCACUGCGCUGUGGGAGGCGGGCAGGGGUGCAGGCAGCAAGCGAUGGCCUCCAUGGGGCUGCAGGUGCUGGGCAUUGCUCUCUCCGUCAUCGGCUGGUUGGCAUCCAUCCUCUGCUGCGCACUGCCCAUGUGGAGGGAGACGGCCUUCAUCGGCACCAACAUUGUGGUAGCCCAGAUCAUCUGGGAAGGGCUGUGGAUGAGCUGCGUGGUGCAGAGCACGGGACAGAUGCAGUGCAAGGUCUAUGACUCCAUGCUGGCAUUGCCGCAGGACCUGCAAGCCGCUCGUGCCAUGGUGGUGGUGUCUAUCAUCUCGGCCAUACUGGGCACCCUGCUCUCCAUCACUGGUGGCAAAUGCACCAACUGCGUAGAGGACGACACCGCCAAAGCCAGGGUCAUGGUCCUCUCUGGCAUCAUCUUCAUCAUAUCCGGCAUCCUCAUCCUCAUCCCCAUCUCUUGGUCAGCCAACAGCAUCAUCCAGGACUUCUACAACCCUCUGGUCACCAACUCACAGAAGCGGGACCUGGGCUCAUCCCUCUACGUGGGUUGGGCAGCCUCGGCACUGCUGCUGCUGGGGGGGGGGAUCCUCUGCUGCUCCUGCCCGCCCCGUGGAGAGAAGCCCUACUCUGCCAAGUUCACAGCCGCCCGCUCGCUGCCAACCAGCAACUAUGUGUAGGAGCCGCUGCGCCUGCCUGGACCCGUUGCACCAGGGACCCUCCUGCCCGGGCUGGGGACCGGCGGAGAGCAGCCCCACUGCGAGGAGGGCAGACAGAGCUGCCUUUGUUCCACGGGGGAUUGAAGCUGGUCCUUCAAUCCCAGUUGAGUCGGGGAACAAGGAGCUCCUGCUCUGGUUGCCCACCCCGGUGGGGGUCCCGCUCCCCACGCAGCACCCAGCAUCCGAGGCACCACCCGAUCCCCUCCCUGGAGCAUCUCCCGGUAUCGGGGUGUGCCGCAUGGUGACACAGCUCCCGGGGCCGGUCCUGCGGGUGGCACAGGACGCUCAAUGGGUAAAACCUCCCCUGGGAUGUGUCCCUCGUGGUGGGGUGAUGGUGAUGGUGGGACGGGAAACCUGUCCCGGUGGUCAUGGGGACACGGUGGCUCUGCAGACCCCAUAGGGUUUUGAGGGGCAGCAGAGGCUCUCUCCUGCUAGAACCCUGCGUUGUGGCUGACCUAGUUUUAGGGCUCGCAGUGGCUCUGCUGAUGGGAUUCUGGCAGCAGCUCCCUGGGGUGGGAGCGUUAUUAUCCUGGGAGUGGGAAGGCAGUGGCUGGGCUGGGAGAACCGGUCAGGGACUGAAGCAGGGCUGUGCACACACACAGCCCGAUCCAGUCCUGUGGGGUGCACCCAGCCCCAUGGUCCUGCUUGGCAUUCCCCAAGUGGGGUGCUUGGGCCAGGGGUGGGUGGCUCGUGAUGCCCCCUGUCCUGCUGCCCUCCAUCCCUUCCCACAUUAAACGGGCAGCUGCUCAGA